AUGUCGCAGACGCACAUAACUGGAGAGGGCAGCGGCAAGUUCCUGUCGCUUGGAUCGAGCUCAAAAUCCCAGUCCCCAAGCAGCACGAUUGCGAUCAGCGGGGGGGGUAUCAAUGACGUGGCCGUGUCCCCCGAUGGGCGCCAGCUAGCGGCCGCAUGCCGCGACGGGGCCCUGCGCCUCAUUGACAUCGGCACGGGCACCGUCGUGGGGGGCUUCUGCAGCUACUAUGGGGCCCUGCUGUGCUGCGCCUUCAGCCCCGAUGGGAAGUAUGUUGCGACCGGGGGAGAGGACGACAUGGUGGCGGUGUACGGCAUCCAGGAGCGGUACCCUGUCGUACAUGGCGAGGGGCACCGGUCCUGGGUCAGUCGUGUGGCCUGGGACCCCUGGGCGGGUUCGGAGCCUGGCACCGGGUCCCGUGCGGGUCUGUCCGAGCAGCUCGCUCCCUCCACCCGCAUCUACCGUCUGGGGUCGGCGGGUCAGGACUGCCAGCUGUGUUUGUGGGACAUGCAGGCGCCCAGCGAGGGCGACAUCAGCAGCAGUGCCGCCAUGCUGGCGCAGAUGUCGGUGCUGGGAGGCGGGGGAAUGAAGCGUAACGGCAGCAUCGCCAACCUUGGCGGCGGCCGGGGCGGCGACGGCGGCGGCGGUGUCGGCGGGGGUGGGUUGGGCCCCGUCAACACCACCACCCUGCACGACAGGAAGAUCUCCCUAGGGAAGAGCUCCAGCGGCAUCUGCCCCUCCCUGCCGCGAAUGGACAUGUACAUCAUACAACCCAUCAUGGAACAUAAGAUCCAUUUGGAGCCCAUGUCGGAUCUGUUGUUCACUGCGGAUGCUAUCUUUACUGCGGACCACACCGGCAGCAUUCGCACCUGGCUGCGACCCGUGGAAGGGGAACCUCCGGAGGAAUAG
Molecule: messenger RNA, 906 nt
Organism: Volvox carteri f. nagariensis
Lineage: Eukaryota; Viridiplantae; Chlorophyta; Chlorophyceae; Chlamydomonadales; Volvocaceae
Exons: 5
Coding region: 1-906 (301 amino acids)
Molecular function (GO): protein binding
Source: RefSeq, a predicted model, not a curated record